This is a messenger RNA of Necator americanus (New World hookworm), 522 nucleotides long. RefSeq lists its product as uncharacterized. The transcript has 5 exons. The coding region runs from base 1 to 522 and encodes 173 amino acids. The record is from RefSeq and is a predicted model, not a curated record. NCBI's taxonomy places the organism in Eukaryota, Metazoa, Nematoda, Chromadorea, Rhabditida, Ancylostomatidae. Gene Ontology annotation, cellular component: myosin II complex. Gene Ontology annotation, molecular function: calcium ion binding.
AUGGACUUAGUGGAAUCGCUAAAAACAUUUCUAUUCCAGGCUGAAGACAUCGAAGAGAUCCUCGCCGAGAUUGACGGAGAGCAAAUUGAGGAAUACCAGAAAUUCUUCGAUGAUUUCGAUCGUGGAAAGCAAGGCUACAUCAUGGCCACUCAGAUCGGCCAAAUCAUGCGUGCCAUGGAACAGGAAUUCGACGAAAAGACUCUACGUAAGUUGAUCCGCAAGUUUGACGCUGAUGGAUCGGGAAAAUUGGAGUUUGACGAGUUUUGUGCUCUCGUUUAUACUGUCGCUAACACCGUCGAUAAGGACACAUUGCAGAAGGAGUUGAGAGAUGCGUUCAGGCUCUUCGACAAAGAGGGUAACGGUUAUAUCUCACGACCGACGUUGAAAGCUCUACUGAAAGAGAUCGCUGAUGAUCUUACCGAUCAACAACUGGAAGAGGCUGUAGACGAAAUCGAUGAGGAUGGUUCAGGAAAGAUUGAGUUUGAAGAAUUCUGGGAAUUGAUGGCCGGAGAGUCUGAUUGA